CCAUAAAAAAAUCAGUUUGUACCACAUCUAUUAAUUACAAGAAAUUUAAUGGAUUAUAAAGUCAGCUCAACAUUAAUAAUUAGAAGAGCUAGCUAGGCCUUGUUGGGUUGGGUUUUUGGGCUUAAAUGGCCAAGCCCCUUCUUCUCUAUACGAUGACCAACCCGUCUCCGUGGCCCCCACAGCCGGACGAUGCUUCCACCCCAUGGUAUGAAAUUUGGCUCUCCAAAAAACUAAGCCGGAUACUAAAGAGGAGGCUCUCCAAAAACUAAGUCUGGGAACAAGGCGACACAACGGGGUGCCAAACGACCGGGUACCAAGCCGGAUACCAAAGAGGAGGCUAUCCAAAAACUACGUCUGGGAACAAGGCGGAAAACUAAGUCUGGGAACAAGGCGGCACAACAGGGUGCCAAACGACCGGGUACCAAGCUGGAUACCAAAGAGGAGGUCAUCCAAAAACUACGUCUGGGAACAAGGCGGCACAACGGGGUGCCAAACGACCGGGUACCAAGCCGGAUACCAAAGAGGAGGCCAUCCAAAAACUACGUCUGGGAACAAGGCGGAAAACUAAGUAUGGGAACAAGGCGGCACAACGGGGUGCCAAACGACCGGGUACCAAGCCGGAUACCAAAGAGGAGGUCAUCCAAAAACUACGUCUGGGAACAAGGCGGCACAACGGGGUGCCAAACGACCGGAUACCAAGCCGGAUACCAAAGAGGAGGCCAUCCAAAAAGUACGUCUGGGAACAAGGCGACACAACGGGGUGCCAAACGACCGGGUACCAAGCUAGAUACCAAAUAGGAGGCCAUCCAAAAACUAAGUCUGGAAACAAGGUGACACAACGGGGUGCCAAACGAUCAGGUACCAAGUAAGGGGGUCAACGACGGGGUAUCAAGCCGGCGGAAACAAGGUGACACAACGGGGUGCAAACGAUCAGGUACCAAGUAAGGGGGUCAACGACAGGGUAUCAAGCCGGUUAGGUACUUUGACAUAGAAUUUGGCUAAGUAUGAAGCAAAAAGGGUAUCAAGCCGACAAGGCAGGCUUGAUGCCAAAAGAUAUGAAAAUUGGCUAAGUAUGGGGCCAAGAGGGUACCAUGCCGGCAAGGCGGGCUUGGUACCAAGACAUGGAAUUUGGCUAAGUAUGGAGCUAAGGGGGUACCAGGCGAGCAAGGCAGCCUCGGUACCAAGACCCCUACCAAGCCGGCAGCCAAGCAAGGUGACAAGGUACCAUGACCCCAAGGGGGUAUCAAGCCGACAAGGCGGACUUGAUAGCCAAACAUCAGGGUAUCAAGCCAACAAGACAAGAAAUUCGACUAAGGCAUGGUGACUAGUUGAGGUGGCCACCCAACUAUGGAUGGAUCGACCAGGAUGCCGAGCUCAGCCCUUAUGAGGCCAUAUGGAGACAAAGUCCAAAGACGGGCUUGGUAGCACCUUAACGGGGUACCAAACCGACAGGGUGCAACUUAGCAACUUGACGAAGCUACAAAAACUAAGUAUGGAGACCAAGCCAACAUGACUGGCUAGGUAGGGGUAUCAAGCCAAAGACACAACAAAAGCGGGAGCAAGAAAGGGAAAUAAAACUAAGUGUGGAGUCUUGGGGGCUGCCAAGGGUUUGGUCGAGACUUCAUCAUGGAGGCAAGGUUGAGGGCUUCAACCUCAUCCAGUCAAGACAAGGCGACAAAACCAACACCAAUUCGGUUGGGCGUCGAGGUCACAAAUAUCAACCAGUCAACAAGACGGGUCAAGGAGCUCCAAGGCAAUGGAGGUGAAGACCAAGGCGACGGUUACCAACUAGUCACCAAGGCGGCAAGAACCCGAGGCGAUUUGGAGCAAGAGGCCAGCUAGCAGUUACCAAGGCAGUUACGCCUAGUGGCUAUAAAUAGAAGAAACGAAGAAGAAGCAAUGGUUCCAUAACCAACCAUUUGACACACUAUGUCAAACUUUAUCUUUUCCUCUGCAAAUUAGCCAUAGCCUUAGUUUUCGGAGCUCUCACUGAACCUCCAUAGGAAUAGGUGUAAUUAACUUAGUUUGUCCCCAAAAAUCCAUCCAAAACAUCAAACACCCUCGUUCGAACAUUGUUCGGAGAGGAGUGAACCGUGUUAUUAAUCGUUGUUCAAGAAGUAAAGGUGCAAAUCAUUUAAUUCAACACACCAGUUUUUCCCGCCGGAAAACAAUAAGCAAGAAGUAUGAUCGGCUAAUAAGUGCGGGUGAGAGAUUUAUCAAUCCGCAAUCCACCCACAUCAAUCACCCACUGUUUGCGGGUCGAAUUAUUUGUGGAUGAAUCGAUAUCAAUCCACGGGUUAACCACCCACGUGUCCACCCUAGUGCCUGUAAUAUUUUCAUGAAACUGUGCUUUUCUAACUACUAGCUUGUUGUCUGACCUGUUGGUCGGAAUGCCAUUUGAACACAAUGUAUUUAUGAUGUGUAUUUAAAUUUUUUAAAUUAUUAGAAAUGUUGAAUUUCGUAUGACAUCAAUUUUCGUCAAAAAAAAAUCGUAAAGAAAAGGUGACAUCAAAAUUAUUUUUCCAUUUUUGAAAUUCUUAUAACUUUUCAUCAAUUGUGGACAUUGUAAUCUUAAUGGUUAUAACCAAAGUUGUCAAACCGGUUUAAGUCGUUGAGCCGGUCAAGCAAGUGGUUUGAAGCUUAAUGAUUGAUUAAGGUCCAACCUGUUUGAUCCGUUGUACACAUUUUCUAAAUAUAUUUACAUAUAAAAUAGAAAUUUAGGGUCUGAAAUGGAACGUACUAACUUAUAUAUAUUAAAAACUCAAAUAUUGAAAUUCCAUAAAAAAUACCUUUCUCAAGAUCCACCUACCAUCCCCUUACCUCUAUCCCCUCUGUCCCUUCCCUCUCUCUUCUUCUCCCUCUCUAACAAUCAGACCCUUGGUUUUAUAGAGCCCAUUUUGGAGUUCAACUUUGGUUGGACCUAGUCCAACCUGCCGUCCAAUAGAGGUGUCACAACCUUGGUUAUAACACUCGUAAAUAACUAUUCAUAACUUGUCUAUUUAUAGAUGUAGUUACUUAGUUGCCUAUGGUUGAAAAGAAAAUUGACAUAACAAAAUAAAAAGAGUUUGUCUGAAAAAGCGUAGCAUAAAUAGGAAACUCAUGAUGAUGACUUUUAGUCAAUAUUUAUUUAUUUUGCUUGAGAAAGAAUACAUAAUAGCAAUAUCUAAACCUUUAAGUAUAUGCACAAUACAAUAACAAAAUUAGUAAGAAAAUAACAUUUUCCAUCCAUAUUCUAUGUAAUGAAAAAAUUAUUUAUUAAGCAACAUACUCUAAAUUUAGUUGAAGGACAAUCUUAUUCACUCAACCAAUAAAUUAAACCUAUCAUG
Messenger RNA from Linum trigynum, 3326 nucleotides. Lineage: Eukaryota; Viridiplantae; Streptophyta; Magnoliopsida; Malpighiales; Linaceae. The record is from the annotation of a GenBank genome assembly.